Molecule: messenger RNA, 1567 nt
Organism: Cryptomeria japonica (Japanese cedar)
Lineage: Eukaryota; Viridiplantae; Streptophyta; Pinopsida; Cupressales; Cupressaceae
Exons: 8
Coding region: 72-1199 (375 amino acids)
Biological process (GO): rRNA base methylation; tRNA methylation
Molecular function (GO): RNA methyltransferase activity; iron-sulfur cluster binding
Source: RefSeq, a predicted model, not a curated record
GUUCUGCGUUGGCUUGAUAGGCAAUUACCUUGAUUCCUAGAAAGUGUUCAGGGAGGAGGAGGGAAACGAAAAUGAAUUCCGUAUUCGAGGAAGCGGUGAUACGGCAACAGUUUGAGCAGCGGGGAAUCAAUCUUAAACUGAUUUCCCUAAUUUGGAAGUACCUGGCAGUACACGAGAAUGUAGAAGCAUAUGAAGUUCCUGGGCUAUCUAAAGCGGCGUGCGAUGUAUUGCGUACGAAUUUCAAGUCCACGACAUCCACUGUUAAAGCCACCGUUAAAUCCGCAGAUCAAUCCACCACCAAACUACUUAUCCAGCUGCAGAAUGGCUCUUUUGUGGAAACUGUAAUCAUGAGCUAUGACAGUAGAUUGGGUACUUAUGCUGGAAGACAAAGGCCAGGAGGUCCACGGGCUACUUUGUGUGUAUCAUCACAGGUAGGGUGCAAAAUGGGUUGCACAUUUUGCGCAACUGGAAGUAUGGGAUUUAAGAGCAAUCUUUCAGCAGGGGAAAUAGUCGAGCAGCUAGUCCAUGCAUCUCGGUUAUUACAGAUCCGCAAUGUUGUAUUUAUGGGAAUGGGAGAACCUCUCAAUAAUUAUAAUUCUGUUGUAGAAGCUAUUCGGUCAAUGACAGGACAAUGUUUCCAGAUAGCACCAAGGCAUAUUACCAUUUCAACAGUUGGAGUUAUUCCUAGGAUUAAUAGCUUAAAGUAUGAUUUGCCCAAUGUAAAUCUUGCGGUAUCCCUUCAUGCACCAUUGCAGGAGGUCCGAUGUCAGAUAAUGCCAGCAGCACGUGCGUAUCCUCUCAGAAAGCUGAUGGAUACAUUACGUUCUUAUCAAGAGCAUUGUAAGCGUAAAAUUUUUAUAGAAUAUAUUAUGCUUGACGGGAUUAAUGACCAAGAAGACCAAGCACACCAAUUAGGAACGUUGCUAGAAGAGCGUGAAGUGGUGGUAAACUUAAUACCUUUCAAUCCUAUUGGAAGUAUCAGUAAAUUUAGUUCAAGUACCAAGGAAAAUAUAGAAUUAUUUCAGAAGGUUCUCAGAAACGUCUACAACAUCAGGACAACUGUUCGUCAAGAAAUGGGUCAAGACAUUAGUGGGGCCUGUGGUCAACUACUCGUUAAAUUUUCAGGCGAAAAUUCCAUAAAUAUGGAGUAUGGUAGGCAAUCAGAGGGAAUUCCUGAUAUUGAAGAUCUUUCCCUGUGAAGGUCUGGGUGAAUUUUUGUAGAUUGUCAAAUUGAUGUCAAUGCUUAUUUGCUUGUAAUUUUCGUUCAAUUCUCAUGGUGAGACUUAAAUGCUUUGUGUUCUGUUUAUCACCAUCAUAGUUGAGAAAUCGUGAUGGCUUUCAGCAGUAAAAUUAUGGAUUAACAAGUACCAGCAAAUGAUAGAAAACUAGACAUAGGUGCUUCUGCUAAGUAGUUAAAAUAAACCGACAAAACCGGAAGAAUUUUGUCAAAACAGUUUCCUCGAACUGAAGUGUUCGUGGUAGUGCUGAAUAAUUUCACAAAAUAGACAAUGCAAACAUAAAAUCCAUACCUCAAUAUAUUUAAGAGUAAUGAAUUAUUUUUUCAUAA